AUGGAUCCAUACGACAGCGACUCUUCUCUCGAAGACGAGGACUUCACCGAGACCGCAACUCUCCUGGGCUACCCCUCAGAAGAACUCAUAGAAGACACAAUCAGUCAUCUCGGAGGCUGGCCUUCAUGGCCCGACGACGCUACCCCACCUCCCGGCGAAUUCGCCAACUGCAAAGUCUGCAAUCGUCCCAUGGCACUCCUCCUCGAAUUGCACGGCGAUCUUCCCGCUGAUUUUCCAGCUGACGAGCGACGGUUGUACAUAUUUGGUUGUUCGAGGAAGGCAUGUGUCCGCAAGCCGGGCAGUGUUAGGGCUCUGCGCGCAACGAAGAAGGUGAAUAUUGAGGAGCAGGAAGAGAACAAGGAGGCGGAGUCCGACGAGAGGAAGGAAGAUGAAGCGCAAGAACCUACCCAGGCUCCUCCCAAGCAAGACUUGGGCGCUAGUCUGUUCGGAGCCGGCGCUCUCACCGGCAACAUCUCUGCGGACGCUAAUCCAUUCUCGUCGCAGGCCGGCGACAGCACCAACCCCUUCGCAACACCCGCCCCCAGCACCGCACCAAAGCCCUCAUCCACGGCAAACAACCUCUCUGAAUCCUUUGCCGAUAAAGUUCGCAUCUCAACCCCCAACCAACUCCCCUCCACCCCGCCAUCAAACUUCAAAUUAACCACACCGCCUGAGGAAUCCGGUCCCCUCACCCCCUGGCCAGACCAAUCCGCCUUCCCCCCUCCAUACCCGAACUACUACCUUGACGCCGACUACGAAACCCUCGACCGCACCCCGCCCCCAAUCCCCGAAAACGUCACCAUCGACAACUCCGAAGAUCCCGCUGCUGCAGGCGGCAAAGAAGCCGAACUGAAAGAUACCUUCGAGUCCGAGCUCGACAAGGCCUUCCUGCGCUUCUCCACCCGUCUCGCGCAUAACCCGGAGCAAGUCCUGCGGUAUGAAUUCCGAGGAGAGCCAUUGCUUUAUUCGUACGUCGAUGAGGUCGGGAAACGUCUUUACCACUCGCACCACCAAAAUCAGGGCCAUGUAAAGACCGCCGGUGGUACCAGCAAGAUCCCCCGCUGCGAAUACUGCGGCACCGAGCGUGUGUUCGAGCUGCAGCUUGUGCCUCAUACGAUUAGUGUCCUGGAAGAUGGGCGGGAGAAGUUGGGGCUUGAUGUUAAGGAGGAUGGGGGGAUGGAAUGGGGGACGAUUAUCCUGGGCGUUUGCGGGAAGGAUUGUGGGCCGAAGGAGGUUGGUGUUACGGGGUGGAGAGAGGAGUGGGCCGGAGUACAGUGGGAGGAAUUGAUGAAAUGA
Messenger RNA from Aspergillus ruber CBS 135680, 1296 nucleotides. Its product is annotated as small subunit rRNA maturation protein TSR4. The transcript is spliced from 2 exons. Gene Ontology annotation, cellular component: cytoplasm. Gene Ontology annotation, biological process: maturation of SSU-rRNA. NCBI's taxonomy places the organism in Eukaryota, Fungi, Ascomycota, Eurotiomycetes, Eurotiales, Aspergillaceae. The coding region runs from base 1 to 1296 and encodes 431 amino acids. The record is from RefSeq and is a predicted model, not a curated record.